Acanthosepion pharaonis is the source of this 951-nucleotide messenger RNA. The record is from the annotation of a GenBank genome assembly. Lineage: Eukaryota; Metazoa; Mollusca; Cephalopoda; Sepiida; Sepiidae.
AUGUACGCAUGUAACUACUAUACUUUAUUCAUUCGACCUACUUGUUCGAUUAGGGAUAAAUCUUCAGAUGCGUUGGAAUUAUUUCCCUUUCACGAAUCAUUCUUCUUCCGUUUUGAUUUUUUUGUGCGAAUCACUUUUUUUAUUUGGUUGCUCAGUUUUUUAGUCCUUUUGGAAGAUGAAAAUAGAAUGGGCUCCUUCUGUAUAUCGUUUAUGAGUAUGAAAAGCAUGGUAGAAGCCAUCCAGUAUAAUCUUGCCAAAGAUUUGAAUGUCUUGCCUUGUUAUACGCAUGAAAGGAAACAAACAAAAAUCAUCCCAAGCACAAACACAACUGCUGCAGAUAUUGUACCUGUUGGACUAACUGACCUCUCUGAUCACAGACUUGUUCUGGGUUCACGUUACAUCCAGUCGGAUUUUAACAUAAACUUUUUAUGUGGUCUUAGUCGGCAGUCGUCUGGUGUACAAGUUCUUGGAAUCGGCCAUGGAAAGAAGAUUUUGAAGAUUUUGGACAAUUCUAGAUUUUUACGAGUUUAUCAUUUAAAAGGAAAAUUUGGAAUGGCAACUGACAAUUUCUCUUGUCAUGGUCGACUUUUACAAAGAUCUACUUACCAUCAUAUAACAAAGGCAAAACUGGACAAGGCUUGCUCAGCUGUACAGGGUCAACACCAGAAAAAUCUAUUUAUGCAUACCCAGAUUGAUUCUCAGAGCCAAGAAGCAUAUGAAUUGGCCUGCAAGGGAUUGAUACGGCCACUGGAAAACUCGGCAGUCCCUAUCCUUUAUGGGGUUCGGUGCAUAGAUUUUAAUCUGCCUAAUUUUACUCUUGAAGUUCACACCCUUUAUGAAAAGGCAUCCUAUCUGAUCUGUGUGCACACAAGUGCGGCGUAUACGUUACGGCCACUUCACCUUGGAACAUGCCCUGCUACGGAAAUUUUGGACAUUAGAAAAUAUCCUUGA